AUGAUUGAUGGGUUGUCUAUGGAGGUUGGAGAUGGAAGAGAUACUCGUUUCUGGGAGGAUGUCUGGCUACUUGGAGGGUUGUUGAAAGAUCGAUUUCCUAGACUUUGCUCUGUUUCAAACCAAGUAGGAUCAGUGAUAGGGGAUUGUGGGUUUUGGGAUGGGUUAGAGUGGAUAUGGAACUUCCAAUGGCGACGACAGUUGUUCCAAUGGGAGUUGGAUCUUGUGAACCAGCUACUUGAUGAGUUAAGGCUGGUAAUGCAGGCGGAAAUAGUCCCGGAGGAGAUCACAAGCUAUAGCUUUACAAGUACUAUCUGGAAAGGACUUGUGCCACCAAGAGUGGAGGUGUUUGUUUGGUUUGCAUUGACUGGCAGAAUCAGUACGAAGGAGAGAUUGAGUCGACUUGGAGUCAUUAACCAACAAGAUACCUUAUGUGUUUGGUGUGCAUGGCUAUCAUAUGCUGGUAGAUUAUGGUCUUGUCCGGGUUCGUUGAAGGAACAUUUCCUAAAUUGGACUGAGGUCACAGCUAGAAAGGCGGAUCGCAAGGCAUGGAUGGUGAGCUUCUGCGCGAUUAUCUGGAACUUGUGGUUGGAAAGAAAUAGAAGACUAUUUCAGAACAAGAGUAAAGGAGUGGAGGAGAUUGUUGACAUGUACUCUCUGAGCUACAAGGAGUGGAUAGGAAAUGACUGGUUUUGGUAUGCUCCAACAGCUGUGUGUUACUUAAUUGUUGCUGAUGUUUGUUCUAUAGUUGGUAGAUCUGGCUGCAACUUGCUUCUUACUGUUCACAAAGGACAUCUCAAAAGCUAUACUGGAAUAAGUGUUCUCUUCUAG
This is a messenger RNA of Arachis stenosperma, 828 nucleotides long. RefSeq lists its product as uncharacterized. The transcript is spliced from 6 exons. Bases 1 to 828 code for a protein of 275 amino acids. The record is from RefSeq and is a predicted model, not a curated record. NCBI's taxonomy places the organism in Eukaryota, Viridiplantae, Streptophyta, Magnoliopsida, Fabales, Fabaceae.